This is a messenger RNA of Aspergillus candidus, 2022 nucleotides long. Its product is annotated as DNA-protein crosslink repair co-factor UBX5. NCBI's taxonomy places the organism in Eukaryota, Fungi, Ascomycota, Eurotiomycetes, Eurotiales, Aspergillaceae. Gene Ontology annotation, cellular component: nucleus. The record is from RefSeq and is a predicted model, not a curated record. The transcript has 2 exons. Gene Ontology annotation, molecular function: ubiquitin binding. Gene Ontology annotation, biological process: proteasome-mediated ubiquitin-dependent protein catabolic process. The coding region runs from base 402 to 1955 and encodes 517 amino acids.
CGUCGUGACCUUAUACUUCUGGUCUGUCGACGUAACAGUCUUUCACCUAUUCUUCCCCAUUUCCGAUCACUCGAGGACAUUGCUUUGUUCUAUACCCCCUGUACUGGGUUUCUAUAUCGUCAUCGGGUCUAAUAUUAAAACCAUCACUGUUCUGAAGUGAAUGAGGCAGCUGCUUUUCUACGCUAAGAAGGUCCAAGUUUGCAGCUGUUUGCAUCACCGAGCUUCACCUUUUAUCGGUAUUGCCAUUGAUUGAUCGACCAUUAUAACUCUCCUUCCUGCCUCUGCUACAUACACCCUCGCGAUCCCAUCUCUUACCCAUACCUGCCAAGGGUCUGCAGAUUCCUUCUAUCUAGCGCCUGUUUCUGCCUCGUCCUAAUCCGCUUGUCAUUGAUCGAUCCACCAUGGACACCGACGUGGUGGCUCAGUUUACUGAGAUCACCGGGUCAAACCCGGGGUUGGCCACUCAGUACCUGCAGCUGGCCGACUUCAACAUUGAGCAAGCCAUGCAGUUGUACUUUGAGAAUGGCGGCGCUCCGUUGACCGAGGAGGAAAGUCCUGCAGCAGCCCCGCACAGUCCCCCCCGCAAUACCGGAUUUCAGCAUGUGGACUCCGACGACGACGUCACGGUCGAUGAAUCCCGAUCGACCCCGCGGAACCAGCCCGCCCACGACACCGCAUUCGAGGACGAUGCUGCGAUGGCCCGUCGCCUCCAAGAAGAGAUGUAUGGUGCGCCAGGCCAUGAGAACCCCGACGAUGUGCGUGCGCCGAUGGCUCGCACGACGGAGACACUGGUGGGACCGGGGGCGGAUUAUGAUGAUGGCGAUAUGCCUACUAGUAUCAUGGGCCACCUGCGUGCGCACCAUCAACGGGCCGGACGACCGGGUAUCUUCAACCAGAGAGACACGUCAUCGAUAUGGAAUGAGGAGGACGAUGCAAGACACCGUGAAACUUUGUCCGCAGCGACAGGGGGCGCUUCGGACUCGUCGAACAAAUCUACAAUGUUGGCGGAGAUGUACCGACCACCAUUCGAGAUCAUCUCCCGCCUCCCGUGGGAUGUGGCUCGCGACGAGGGUCGCGAAAAGGAGAAGUGGUUGCUGGUCAACAUCCAAGAUUCCUCCAUUUUUGACUGCCAGGUGUUGAACCGCGACCUCUGGAAGGAUGCGGGGGUGAGAGACACGAUCCGAGAGCAUUUCCUCUUCUUGCAGUAUUCCAAGGACGACCCCCGAGCGGCUCCUUAUCUGCAGUACUACUUCCAAGGCAGCGACGUGUCAGACAAUUACCCCCAUAUUGCCAUCGUCGACCCGCGGACAGGCGAGCAGAUGAAGGUCUGGUCGGGGGCUCCGGUGGUCAAGACGGCCGAUUUUCUGAUGCAGCUCCACGAAUUCCUCGACCGCUACAGUUUGAACCACAAUGUGCGGAACCCGGUGGCGAAACGCAAGCCCGAGAAGAAAGAGAAGAGCAUCGACGCGAUGACCGAGGAGGAGAUGCUGGAGAUGGCCAUGCGGAACAGUCUGGGGGCAGAGGCCGCGACCCAGGGUCCGCGGGCGGAAGAUCCUGACGAACUGACUCGCAGCACAGGAGAUGUCAAAGGCAAGGGCAAGGACCCGGGCACGGACGACGUCGGCAUGGAGGAAGCGGGCGCCGGGGAAGAGCCGUCGCCCUUCGCAUCCAUCGCCAGCGAUCGCCCCCACACCGAGCCGCCGGCCGAUCCGGCCACGACCACUCGCAUCCAGUUCCGCCAUCCCUCCGGGCGGGUCAUCCGGCGGUUUGCCCUCGGCGAUCCGGUCCGCAGAAUCUACGAGUGGCUCAAGGCCGAGCCGCCCUUGCCGGAGAAGGCCGGGGUGGAAUUCGAGCUCAACGCCAUGGGUCACAACCUAUUCGACUCCUUGGAGCAGAGCGUGGCCGAUGCUGGCCUGAAGAAUGGCACAGUGAUGAUCGGUUACGUGGAGGAAUAAGGAGCCUACCUCUUCUGGCGUUUCUCCAGGACCUCGAUUUUGCAUUUGGCAAGGGCGUUGGAUCGGA